Messenger RNA from Betta splendens (Siamese fighting fish), 4109 nucleotides. RefSeq names its product PDZ domain-containing RING finger protein 4-like. Gene Ontology annotation, molecular function: protein binding. Lineage: Eukaryota; Metazoa; Chordata; Actinopteri; Anabantiformes; Osphronemidae. The transcript has 8 exons. The record is from RefSeq and is a predicted model, not a curated record. The coding region runs from base 311 to 2539 and encodes 742 amino acids.
AUAAAAAGAGGGGGGAGUGUCUCGGCGAGCGAGAGUCGCAAGCGCGGCGUGCGAGUGUGUGCAUGUGCAGUGUGUGAAAUAGAGGGAGAGGAGAGAGGAGGCGCACUGGUGGAUGCUCGUACGACCGCUCGCGCCCCGACCGCCGCCUGGAGCGCCGCCGCUGAGCCCAACGCGUGGACGGGAUGCUCGCUGAGGAGUGACUGAUGAGAAGCGGCGCUCCGGUGUGGAGCGUGACCCCCCUGUGUCCAUACCAGCAUCAGCACCGCUGCUCGGGGACCCUCGGACGCCUGGCGCCUCCCCGACGACUAUAAUGGGCUGCAAUCUGUGCACUCUACAGAAGCGAGAGGAACACUACAAGCUGCUGUACGAGAUCGCACAGGUAAAUGGUCGAGAGCUAUCAAAGUCCAGCCAUGAGGAGACAGUGGAGGCCUUCCGUGCUGCCAAGGACCCCGUGGUGGUGCAGGUCAUCAGGCGGACCCCCAGCGGCCGCCCCCAUGGCCCCCCUCAGGAAAUCCACGUGGUGGAUGUGUGCACUCAGACUGACAUCACCUUUGAACACAUCAUGGCGCUGGCGAAGCUUCGGCCUUCGACCCCCCCAGUGCCCGACGUGUGUCCCUUCCUGCUCUCCGACAGCUGUCACUCCCUUCACACAAUGGACCAAGAUUACUAUGAAGGGACGGACUACCUCUCCCCUGUUCCAGGCGAUGGAGACAGGACAGAGGAGUUUGAAUACGAGGAGGUGGAACUGUGUCGACUCAACAGCCAGGAGAAGUUGGGACUGACUCUGUGCUACAGAAGGGACGAAGAGGAGGACGUGGCCAUUUACGUCAGCGAGAUCAGUCCGAACAGCAUCGCCGCCAGAGACGGACGCAUCCGCGAGGGGGACCGCAUUUUGCAGAUCAAUGGCCAAGACGUACAGGACCGGGAGGAAGCCAUGGCGGCGCUCUCCAGCGACGAGUGCAGGAGGGUGGUGCUGCUGGUGGCCCGACCCGAGCUGCAGCUGGAGGAAGCCUGGCUGGAUGAUGAGCACAGCGAGUUCCUGGAGCAGCUGAAGAUGGAAAUGCUGGAGGAGCAGCAGCGGGAGGAGAUGGAAUUAGCUGCCCUUCAGGAGGAGCAGGAGAAUGAGCAGAGAGCUGAUGAUGACAAACCCACCUGCUCCACGCUGCCCCUUUAUAAGGACAGCGUUCGGAGCAUGAAGGAGCGGAUGGAGAGCUCGGAGCACCACGUCCUGGCCCACAUCCAGAGGCGCUUGUCCCAGUGCCUGAGAGACAGCCAGCCGCCACGCUGCGCGCGGCCGGACGACAGGCACGGCGAGGACGCCGGCGAGGCCGACGGCGACCGCUUCCAGCAGCUCCUGGAGCUCAAGUGUCAGAUCCGCAACAGCGGCGAGUACGACCUGUUCUACAGCCGCCGCAGCACCAUCGAGUGCAGCGCGGCGGAGCAGAGCGGCGUGCAGCGCGAGCUGCGCCUGCUCAACGAGGAGCUGCGCAGCAUCGAGCUCGAGUGCCAGAACAUCAUGCAGGCCCACAAGCUGCGCAGGGGCCCGCCGCCCGCGGCCCGGGAGCGCCCGGCGCUGGCCGAGACCACGGAGCGGCUGGAGAAGUCGGACAAGGACAGCUCCAGCGCCUACAACACGGCGGAGAGCUCGCGGAGCACGCCUCUGGCCAUGGACCGCUCGCCGGAGCACUCGCUGCAGCGGAUGGUGAGCCUCACCAACCAGAGGAACCUCUGCAGCGGCCUGGCUACCGGCCACUCCCUUGGCUCCAGCCCCAUCCUGGCUUGCCGCGUCCCGGCCCCGGCCAGGAGCAGCAGCCCGGACCACAGCAACCCCUCGGAGUCCGACCAGACGCCUCAGGCUGAGGAGGAGAGCGGGAGGAAAGUGAGGCCUCGCGCGUCGCAGAUUCCUUACUUCUCCCCGUCCCACAGUUCCCAGCAACGGCAGGCCAGCAUCCCAGCGCACGCUCGCCACUACCAGAGCUACAUGCAGCUGAUCCAGCAGCGCUCCGCUGUGGAGUACGCCCAGAGCCAGCUCAGCCUGCUGAGCGUGUGCAAAGAGCCCCAGAGGCCCAUUAAUGAGCCCAAGAUGGAGUGGAAGGUCAAGAUCCGCAGCGACGGCACCCGCUACAUCACCAAGAGGCCUGUGAGGGACAAGAUCCUGAGGGAGCGGGCCCUGAAGAUUAAAGAGGAGCGCAGCGGGGGCAUGACUACAGACGACGACGCGAUGAGCGAAAUGAAGAUGGGGAGGUACUGGAGCAAGGAGGAGAGGAAGCAGCACCUGGUUCGGGCGAAGGAGCAGAGGAAGCGACGGGAGUUCAUGCAGCGCAGUCGGCUGGAGAGCCUGCGGGAGAAUCCCCAGAGCAGCAGCGAGGGUCGGAAGGAAGUGAGCAUCAUAGAGCUGAGCCACAAGAAGAUGAUGAAGAAGCGCAACAAGAAGAUCCUGGACAACUGGAUGACCAUCCAGGAGCUGAUGACUCACGGCGCCAAGGCCCCCGAGGGAUCCGAGGUGCACAACGCCUUCCUGUCAGUGACGACGGUAUGAGAACACAAGCGCAUUCUACCCCAUGUGGUAUAAUCUACUUGCCUCGUUCAAUGUGGCAUUUUUAUGAGGACAAAAGGAAUAUUUUUCACACUUUGUAACCAGAAAAAGCAUUUUGUAAAAAAUUUUAUCAGUGGUGUCACAGCAUUUCCUUCAUGUUUUCCAGUCUUCACGCCACUCCGCAGGAAAAAACAUUUUUCUAUGAAGUUACUGUAGGAAAUCAUUAUUUUAUUACUUCUCUUUGAAUAUGUUUAUCCUUUCAAACUUUUUUAUUCUAUAUUUUCAUAUUUCUGUUGUAACCACAAUUCCAGAUAGUCGUAUGAGCAUCUCCGAUAGCGUAAACCAGUAUGCACCUCCUCCAGUUUGGAAACCAACGAAUGAGUGGCUACGUGUGCACCAGCAUAUCAACGUUCACAUGCGUUCUUGAUGUAGCGUGGUCAAAUGAGUGGCAAUGAACUUCACAUCAUGAAAAUAUAUAUAAAUACAUGAUUGUUUUGGUUUUAAACGAGCAGCUUUAAGGGCACAAAUCACAGUACUGUACAGCUCCCCCUGAUACAAAGACACAUUGAAGUAUGGUAAGAAUGUGUAAAUUCCCUCAAUGUAACGAGUGACAUUGUCAUUUUGACUGAGGUUUCGUAGAACAAAUGUUUUUAUGCAAACAAAUUUAGGGAAUUGCAUUUCUAAAAUGUUUAUGUGCUGUAACAACUCACUUUUUACCCGGUUGUUACUGCUGUUAAAAGCAUCUUUAGCAUCAAUGAAUGUAUUGCAGCUCAUGAAGCAAAGACACGAUUUUCUAUUUUCCACUGAACUCGAAGGAAAAGGCCUCUUUAAGCUUAAAUGUCUGUUAAGUAUCUAAACAGUUAUGGGAUUACACGGGAUCAUCGCUUACAAAGCUACCAAUAAUAGAAGGAAUAUCCUGGUUUCAUUGAAAUCAUCUUGCGUUACGUUCGACUAAGUCCUGGUUCAAGUCAAUGCUGCAGCUCUGGGUGGAAAAUAUGUUGUUGUGUCUUUUAUGACAUAUUUUUUCUACAUGAGUGACGGACCUGCUCAUAGCCUUUACUUACCAGUAUUUUUACAUAACCUUUAUUCACCACAUACACCUUUACUCAGCAGAGCCUUACGACAGCCUAAUCAACGGCCUGGCUUUAUACACCAAUAAACUGUGCAACACAGCUGUAAGAAUCCGCCUUAUUUAUACCUUAUAAUUUAAGUUUGUGUUAACCUUGGAGAGACUCAUUGUAUAGUUGUCGCAGUCACAGUGUUGGGAUGAUUGCCGCUGAGCGGGACUCAGAACACAGCUUAUUUGUGCAUUAUUAAAAUUCUAAACUGGUUUUCCAUUUAUCAGACUUUAUAAAUACCUUACUUGUACAGCAUACUUAUUAAAAAUGCCUCAUUUGUAACUGAAAUAUUGUAAAUCUGAAAUUUUAAACUCACUCCUGUAUUUGUUUUGAGUCGAUGUCUGAUAGUAUAAUUUCCAGUAAUGCAUAGUUGGCCCAUUUGUAGCCAGGUAAAAUGUGUGAUAAUGUUGACCUUUGCAAAAGAAAAGAUAAUAAAUUGUUUUGGUAUAACAUCA